AUCUCAAUUUUACUUUGUAGUUAUAGUUAAACUUAACAUUACAUGGAGAAGAGAAGAACAGAGAUCAUCAAAGAAGUUUAACGACCACCACCGGAGACUAAGAAAUGGCGGGAGAGACUCUACUUAAACCGGUGCUUCAAAAACCACCAGGCUACCGUGAGCUCCACUCGCAACCUCAAACUCCACUCGGUUCAUCUUCAUCAUCAUCAUCAAUGCUUCGUCGCCCACCAAAACAUGCCAUUCCUGCGGCGUUUUAUCCGACGAAGAAGAGACAAUGGAGUCGUUGCCGCGUCUUUUGCUGCUGCGUCUGCAUCACCGUCGCCAUUGUCAUUCUCCUCCUUAUCCUCACCGUCUCCGUUUUCUUUCUUUAUUACAGCCCGAGACUCCCCGUCGUACGUCUCUCCUCUUUCCGCGUCAGCAAUUUCAACUUUUCCGGUGGGAAAGCCGGCGACGGUUUAUCGCAGUUGACGGCGGAGGCUACAGCGAGGCUUGAUUUCAGAAACCCUAACGGGAAGUUACGUUACUAUUACGGUAACGUUGACGUGGCGGUGAGUGUAGGAGAAGAUGAUUUCGAAACGAGUCUCGGGUCAACGAAAGUCAAAGGAUUUGUGGAGAAGCCAGGGAAUCGGACGGUUGUGAUUGUUCCGAUAAAAGUGAAGAAGCAACAGGUGGAUGAUCCGACGGUUAAGAGGCUAAGAGCGGACAUGAAGAGUAAAAAGUUGGUGGUGAAAGUGAUGGCUAAAACGAAGGUAGGAUUGGGUGUGGGAAGGCGUAAGAUUGUUACGGUGGGGGUUACUAUCAGUUGCGGUGGCGUGAGAUUACAAACGCUUGAUUCAAAGAUGAGUAAAUGCACCAUCAAAAUGCUUAAAUGGAUUAAAUUGCACUCAUAAGUUAUGAUGAUUGAUUGAUGUGUCUUUAUUUUUUUGGUCGGGAUUCAAAACGUUUAAAGAUGUGGCAAGAGUUCAGCUUUACGAAAGAUCACUGUGUAUGUAUGUAUUAUUUGUGUUUUUCUUCUCCCUUCUUGUUUUCACUUUUCACUUUCAUAUAAAUUACGAUCCAAUAUUCUCAAUCAUUUUUACAUCAUCUAACAAAGGUGCAUAACA
Molecule: messenger RNA, 1103 nt
Organism: Arabidopsis thaliana (thale cress)
Lineage: Eukaryota; Viridiplantae; Streptophyta; Magnoliopsida; Brassicales; Brassicaceae
Product: late embryogenesis abundant hydroxyproline-rich glycoprotein family protein
Exons: 2
Coding region: 105-890 (261 amino acids)
Biological process (GO): defense response to other organism
Cellular component (GO): membrane
Source: RefSeq, marked reviewed